CCACAAUCUAAAACGUAGAGCGACCACCAGGGUCUGAGAUCUUGUAAAGAAAAUCCAUAAACACAUCGAAGAGGCAUCUGUUCAAGAUACACUAUAUUGUCAGAAGAGUCACAGGACAUUCACUGUAAAGAUGUCAGAUGUAGACCAGGAAGAGGAAUUAUUGGAACCACAGACAGGUCCCAAAGGAGUGAUCCAUGACUGGAGGAAAUUUAAGCUAGAAAGUGAGGACCAUGAGAACACACCACAGAAGCGGAGAGAGCUCCUCAGACAGAUGUCCAACCCAAAGGCUAACAACGAUGAUAGCCAGGAAAGAAUUAACCGCAAGAUGAGUGUUCAGGAGUAUGAGAUGAUCCAGGAGGAGGAUGAGCAAUGUCUGAAGAAAUACCGCAGGCAAUGCAUGCAGGUAAUGCAUGACCGCUUGAGCUUCGGGCCCAAGUUCGACAGCGUCUUUGAGCUGGAAAGCAGUGAAGCCUUCCUUAAGGCCAUUGAAAAGGAGCACCGUCUCACGCUGAUCAUCGUGCACAUCUAUGAUGAUGCUAUAAAAGGCUGUUAUGCUCUCAACAACUGCUUGAACAGCCUGGCCAUCGAGUACCCCAGCGUGAAGUUUUGUCGAAUCCGGGCAUCCGCCACAGGCGCUGGAGAAAGGUUCUCUGACGAUGUUCUACCCACUGUGCUAGUGUAUAAGGCUGGAGAAAUGCUGGGAAACUUCAUUUGUGUUACCAAGCACCUCAAUGAGGAGUUCUUCGCUAUUGAUGUGGAGAACUUUCUUAAUGAGUACGGCUUGUUGCCAGAGAAGGAAUUUGCUGCCUGCCCUGAUGAUGAUGAAGAGCUUGGGGUAGAAUAAUCUAGAAAGAUCACACUAGUGGAGAAAAGCCAUAGUAGAAGAUCCAUGGUAAAUGUUUGGGACCAAGCAUACAGACAGGCAAUAAGUUUGUCAUGUAUAGAAGCUCAUUAAGUCACAUUCUCUAAUCAGAUAGUCACAUCCCAUUGCAGUUACUAUGCAUUAUUAGAAACAUGUGAAAUAAGGCAAUGCUUAAGCACACUUAUAUUAACCAAAGCAAAGAUGUUUCUUAUCGGUAACUUACUGAAGACACCAAGAUUAUUCUAGCACAUUUCCAUAGAAUAAAUAAAUAUAAAUGACUAAAAACCAAACAUUUUAGCUGAUAAAGAAUAGCAGGUCCUUGCUUACAACGAUCUGAAUAAGGACUAACCCGAAUAAUCAGUGACAGGUUAGUGCUAAAAUUGGUUGAAAUGUUUGGCUCAUUUUGGGGCUUCGUGUUACCGCUUUUGAUUAUUGCAAUCUCCAUGGUCUGUUGUCAAUGUCAGCAUUUCUUUCUUUAUUGAACUAGCCAUGUUUGUAAGUUCACUAGAAAGAGCAGAGCAGAAAAGGUAAAUAAAAUCAAUAUAACUAGGAAACUUUGUGAAAACGUAACUUAUUGUGUGCUUCUGAUAUUUUUAGCCAAAGUCGGCACAAGUAAGUAGGUAAUAUAAGUAGGUGAGGCAAUAGAAACAGUGACAAUAUGCAGCAUCAUGAAAAGUUUUAUCAUCCAGUGGAAAAGUGCAAAUCUUGAACACAAUUCUGAGACACCAAAGUAGAUUUUGUUUAGACACUAUGAGACAUGUAAACAUUUAAA
Tachysurus fulvidraco (yellow catfish) is the source of this 1634-nucleotide messenger RNA. RefSeq names its product phosducin a (gene pdca). The record is from RefSeq and is a predicted model, not a curated record. The coding region runs from base 131 to 844 and encodes 237 amino acids. NCBI's taxonomy places the organism in Eukaryota, Metazoa, Chordata, Actinopteri, Siluriformes, Bagridae. Gene Ontology annotation, biological process: regulation of G protein-coupled receptor signaling pathway. The transcript has 4 exons.